AUGGCUCUUGCUGGUCGAUUGAAAACAAGCCUCAGGGCUCCUGCCCUUUGCCUUCGUGCUAUGGCUGGCAAAAGAACUGCCCUCAUAGCUCCCUCUUCGAUAUCUUUUCAACGCCAAUUUACCCAAUCGUCCUCGUCCUCUCGACCUUCGCCGAACAUGGCCCUCUCCACCGAGCAACGACCUACGAGUAUAAUCGAGCAUGUGCUGACAACACUGGAUCAGAUCGUUGCCUGGGCUCGAAACGGCUCCAUGUGGCCCUUAAGUUUCGGCCUCGCCUGCUGCGGUAUUGAAAUGAUGCACGCCUCCAUGCCCCGAUACGACCAGGAUCGGCUCGGUAUCAUCUUUCGAGCGUCCCCGAGACAGGCCGACGUCAUGAUCGUUGCCGGGACCGUGACAAACAAGAUGGCGACAGCUGUUCGACAGUGCUAUGAUCAGAUGCCGGAACCCCGGUGGGUCAUCAGCAUGGGGACCUGUGCCAAUGGAGGAGGAUACUACCACUACAGCUAUAGUGUUGUGAGGGGUGUUGAUCGCAUCUUGCCUGUGGAUAUCUAUGUUCCAGGAUGUCCACCUACGGGAGAGGCGCUUCUAUACGGGGUCUUCCAAUUGCAAAGAAAGAUCCGCAAGACGAAGACUACCCGGAUGUGGUACAGACGUUGA
Molecule: messenger RNA, 657 nt
Organism: Clonostachys rhizophaga
Lineage: Eukaryota; Fungi; Ascomycota; Sordariomycetes; Hypocreales; Bionectriaceae
Source: the annotation of a GenBank genome assembly